GAGGAAUCUGGCAACCAGCUGUGUGGCUAAUCUGGUCAUGUUGUGUAGAGAGCUGCUAGUUCUGUCUGAAGAAGAAACUUCUUAUUCCUCCCUUAUUACAUUACUACUUUUAGCGUUCUUGUAAACACUGGGUCUGUUUUAUUUUUAUAAACAUGUUAUCUUCUACAUGGAACUUUAUCAAGCGUCAUAAAAGGAAAUUUAUUUUCGCUGGCGCUUUUGCAGGAGGUGUGUACCUGUUGGGGAAAUAUGCUCAGAGGAAGCUCCAGGAGAUGCAGGAGCGAGAGGCAGCCGAGUACAUCGCUCAGGCUCGGAGGCAGUUCCAUUUCGAGAGCAACCAGCGGACAUGUAACAUGACAGUGUUGUCUUUGCUUCCGACCCUGAAAGAGGCCAUCAUACACCACCUGAACUCAGAGAGUCUCACAGCGCUGCUGAAGUCCAGACCCACCAACAAGCUUGAGAUCUGGGAGGAUCUUAAGACAAUCAGUUUUACUCGGAGCAUCGUUGCUGUCUAUAGCACCUGCAUGCUGGUGGUGCUGCUCCGUGUCCAGCUCAACAUAAUCGGAGGCUACUUGUACCUGGACAACUCUGUAACUAAAAACGGAACGACGCCUUUGGCUCCUCCUGAAGUCCAGCAGAAGUAUCUGUCAAGCAUCCAGCACCUUCUUGGAGACGGUCUGGUGGAGCUGAUAACCGUGGUGAAGAAAGCAGUGCAGGAGAUCGUUGGACCGGUCUCUUUGAAGCAGAGUCUGUCUCUCCAGGAACUCGAGCAGCACAUCAUUGAAAUCCGUCAGCUGGUAGAGGAAAACUCUGGCUCGUCCACAUUCAGGUCACUGUCCUGCUACAUGAUGCCUGACGAGGAGAACCCUUUAGCUGAUCAGGCUUGUGGUCUGACGGAGAAUGACGUCACAACGAUAAAGCUGCUAAACGAAACCAGGGACAUGCUGGAGAACCCAGAUUUCAGUACCAUACUGAACGCCUGUCUGAACCGGGGCUUCAGCCAUUUUCUUGACAACAUGGCCGAGUUUUUUUGUCCCCCUCAGGGAGACUCUGCCCCCAGCAGUACACCUGAUAGUCUCUUACGUGUGACUCUCCCACUCGCCAAAAUAAUUCCCAUCGCGAACGGACAGAUUCAUUCCAUAUGCAGUGAAAUCCCCAGUCAGUUCGUUCAGGAUCUUUUAACAACGGAACAAGUAAAAGAAUUUGCAGCCAAUGUUUAUGAAGCUUUCAGCAACCCUCAUGAACUACAGAAGUAAAUGCUUUUCAUCGUCCUGAAUCUACAAACAGCAAGGAGCACAACGUUCCUCGGUCCCUUACCUGAUGGGGGGAACGAGCACCUGCUGGAAAAGCUGUGUGAGGUUUCUCUGUAAACCUGGAUGAUUAACGGUUGGAGCUCUGCUUUCAACAUUGCUCUCUUUUCUUCUCUAAUUUUUAAUUCCUAAUUUAGUCAUGAGCGUUUCCUGUCGUCAUACAGCACCUACAAUCCAGUGAGGGUCAAAGGCUAAGUUGAGGGGGUGGAGUUACACACCUGGAGGAAAGCGCUAUCCGCCCUCUUCCGCAUACAUGAGCUCACAGACGCGCAUGAUGGGGUAGAAUCGGUCUAGUUGACAGUGGAGAGCAUCUCUGGUCUUUUUUUCUUUCACGGUUUUAUCUUAUGGACAAUGUCCCAGGAUUUGUUACGUCCAUCACACAAGCUUCGUCAUGUCCAUAAAGACACCAGGAAACCUGUUUUUGUCAUUCCAUGCUCCUGAACAUUGACCCAGAAUGUUGAAAAUGUGAAUAUUGGGGACUGGGUUGAUGAUCUGGAUUUCCUGCUGGAUGUAGAGACUCGCACAAGCCAUGCGCCAAACCUCACCUCUCUUGGUUUCAUGUUUUUUAAACCAGAUCUGAAGUCACUGAAUUGAUCGUCAUAAAUAUGUGAUGUCUUUUUGCUAACAGUGCGUAUAAUAGGACAAAACAAAUUUAGAGGAACUUAAAUUAUUGACACUAAUGAAGAAUAUAAAAAAAUAAGUGCAAAUAAAUUCUUAUUCCUGAAAAAGAAA
Messenger RNA from Hemibagrus wyckioides, 2039 nucleotides. RefSeq names its product peroxisomal biogenesis factor 3 (gene pex3). The record is from RefSeq and is a predicted model, not a curated record. Bases 153 to 1253 code for a protein of 366 amino acids. Gene Ontology annotation, molecular function: protein-macromolecule adaptor activity. Gene Ontology annotation, biological process: protein import into peroxisome membrane. The transcript is spliced from 12 exons. Gene Ontology annotation, cellular component: peroxisomal membrane. NCBI's taxonomy places the organism in Eukaryota, Metazoa, Chordata, Actinopteri, Siluriformes, Bagridae.